AUGGAGACAAAAGGCGACUCACUUCAGCAGGUAGGUGGUGACUUGGUGCAGCAUUCAUUCAGGUGUUCAGUUUUUAAAUUAGAGCUUUAAAACUAAUCAAUAUUUUUGACUUCUUUUCGUCUGUUUUUUAUACCCAGCCUUUCAAGCUCACAGAAAACAAGGUGCAAUUGAAAUUUCCCCAAAAAGCAUCAACUUUUAUUUAUUGUAUUUAGGCCUACCUGGAUGCUCAAAGUCGUCCUCCUAUUCGGGUUACUCAGUCCGCCAGGAUCUAAAAGGUGAUGCAAAACAAAAUUCAGAUUUUGCGCCUUAAAUUUUGACAGAUGACAAAGGUUGUAAAGCGAGUGACCAAGUUUUUAAAAUCCACACUUCCUCGAUGCGCCCCAUCAGCGAUUCGCGCAUGGCAGUUAAAUGUUCCCACGUCUAAAGUGUAAUGCGCAUGCUCAAAAUGGAGCGUGCCGUCAGCGUUUUCAAUGAAAAUCCCAGCUACCUGUUGCGUCUCCGAAAUAUCCUAAUUUAAAACGCAAUUAAUGUUGUCAUGAGAAUUAUAUGUAUAUGUAAGGUACUAACAGUGAAGACAAAUUUCCCUACUGGACAAUAAAACCAAUUUAUCAAUAUCGAGAUUUUAAAAAAAAGUCGAGAAGACGAACUGAUAUAUCGAAAUAACGAGAUGAUAAUACGCCGUUCUUGGUUUCUGUAGUUUCACAGUGAAAAUAACUUGUUAAAGUUGUCCUCUCUCCUGCUCUUUUUAGGUGGACCUGAAACGUCCAAAUGAGGAUGCAGCGUAAGUAACUCAAUUCUAUGUCUUUUAUUUUGUAGGAUGUAGAAGGAAGUAGGUGUAUAAAUCAGCAAAAUCAAACUUGCACUAUUACAAAUCUCAGCAUUCAAACACUUUUCCACCACUACAGCAACUUGUUAUAUCUCUUCAUUGUAAUGCGCUGAACACACACUAGAGGUCAGUAGAUGUCAGUAACUGAUGAAGCUUGCUUAUGAAUUUAGCUGUAUGCACAUGAAAUAGGCAUACUCUUAAAUACACAAUGCAAUUCUGAUGAAUGUUUGGGUUGAAAGUUAAAAAUUAAAGCAAGAGUAAAGCGUGAAGUUUUGUCAGUCCUCCAACAGACUUGUACAUGACUUCACAUCAAGUGUGUGUGAAUUUGUGUGUUGUUGGUGUUGCUAUGUAGGAACCUCAAAUAAUUUGCUAAUUUGUUCUUAAGGUCACCCAAAAUGGAUCUAGAGACUUCACUAGAGGAAUGCACAGCUGCUCUUGAUCUUUUUCUGGACAACAGAUUUGCCGAUGCCUUGGCUCUCUUAAAACCCAGGUAAGCUUCUUUAUCAUUCCUUUGUAAAGUGCAAUGUGGGGUACAGUUGCUGAUUGCGCUGAUUCUUGAAUUACAUAUGUGUAAAAGAGUGUUUUGUUUCCACUUGUCCCCCCCAGGAAGAGUCACAGCAUGUACCAUGCAAUGGGCUACAGCAGUAUCCUUGUGAUGCAGGCCGGCAUGACCUUUGAGCCGAAGGACAUGGAUGCUGCCAUGACGUCACUGAGAGAAUCCCUGCAGACAUGUCAAAAGUAUGACAUAAAUGAUUUCUAAAAUGUUUCAUAAACUUUAUUUACAUCAAUUUAUUGGUCAUGGCUAAAUUCAAAGAAAAACUACUGUUGGACGUCUCCUAUGAAAAAGUAACUGAAUGCCGUGUGUUCUUUACAUCAGUUUUAGGAAGAAAACUGGAAUAGUAGAGACUCUGACUAAUUUGUGGUACAGACAACCAGCUGACAACCUGACAGAGGGUGAGUGCAUGGUUCAUUUUCACAUGAAACACCCCAGAGAAUGUGUUCACUUGAUAGCAUACCACAUGAGCACAAUUUUCCCAUCCAGGAAAAUGAAAUGAUUUUUAAUGGCAAUUUAAUCAACAAUGUACCCAUUUAGGCAGAGAUGAGCACAAUUGACCAAAAUCUGGAUAAAUGCUUCUGAUUAAGGACUAGUCACAGCACGAAAUGCCAGCUUGGUCACAGUUAGAGCUGAACAUAAGAAGUCUUCUGUGUGGCUCUAUUUUUUACCUAAAAAGGAUAUUCCAAUAAACUAUAUCAGUGGAAUGAGAUUUAUCUUCUUUAUUUUAUCAUGUAUGAAUCCUAUAACCCAUCACAUUUCAGGUCCCAGACAUGGUUGACUGUAAUCUACAAGAAGGAUUAGCAAUGUGCAUCAAUCCUGGAUUAUCUAUUCAGUGAAACUGCAAAUAAUUUAUUUACUUUUUGUAAAAAAAAAAAAAAAAACAUACAGCCAACAUGUGGUGCCUAUGUCUUGUUAACAGAGGAGAUGCAUGCAGAGCUGUGCUAUGCUGAAGUUCUGCUGCAGAAAGCUGCGCUGACUUUCCUGGAUGAGAGUAUCAUCGGCUUCAUCAAAGGAGGGAUGAGAAUCCGGAACAGUUAUCAGAUUUUCAAGUAAGAAUAUUCAGGGGGGCUUCUAUGUGAAACAUUUAACAAAAGCCAAAUUAACAUGUAUAAUUAACUGAUAUGUUGUCCUUCUGAAUAGGGACUGCCAGAGUUUGGUUAAUGUCACUAAAGACCAGGAGAAACAGACAAACACAUACGUUCAUUUCAGAGGCGGCAUCAGCAUGGGCAUUGGAUCUUUUAACCUGGUGAGAGAUUCAAGAAAGCAUUUGUAUCAUCCUGUAGGCUCGUAUUUAUGGAUCUGUGCCUAAUAUAAUGCUUUACUGUAUCUUAAUGAACCAUUUUAUGAUCUAAAUUUGUGUCUGCAGAUGCUGUCUCUGCUCCCAUCCAGAGUCUUGAGAUUGAUGGAGUUUUUGGGCUUCUCAGGAGAUCGGGUAAGUACCACCACAUGAAGCCUGUGCACCUUUAAUUUUGUUUAAACCCAUAAAACAAUCGUUGUGAUUUCAUAGUCAGUGUUUUAUGUCAAGUUUAACAUAUAAUUGUCUUACAGGAAUUAGGUUUGUCUGAGUUGAGACAGGGAGCGGGCAGCCACAGCCUGCGAUCCAUCCUCAGUGCCCUGACUCUGCUCAUGUAUCACCUGUACAUUACAGUCAUUCUGGGUAAGAGUGCUGUUCAAUGGGAUUGAUUUCCUCUAUAAAAUCUUCAUAAGUUUCCCUUUUAAAAGAUUUCUCUGAUGGAGUUUUUUGGGGUUAAAGUUUAAAUUCCCUCUUGGCAGAGGAUUGAAUGUGAUAAAUGGGUUUGAAAUGUGGCUAAAUGUGAGAAAAUUAAGGCCAGGAGGUAAACCCACACAACAUCAGACAUUAUACAGAUACAAUCACACACCCUAACUACACUCUAUAAAUAUAACUGAUGAAUAAUGACUUGUGUUAGAAAUAUAAAAGAGAACCUGGUAUUUUCCUACAUUGUAUGUGGGAGCAGGAGGUUUUGUCCAAAAUCUCUCUGUACUGAGAGAUCAUGGUCAAAUAAGUAAUGUAUCAAAAUGUACAUUUUCUGUAAUUUUGGUUGAUACAAUCAUGGCCUGUCAGCCAUGUACAAAAGCAGUGAAAAAUAUAAUGAAAAAAAACCCUCAUAUUCUCAUCUCUCCCACCUUCUCCUUCAGGUACCGGUGAAGGAAACCUGACUGAGGCUGAAGCCCUGCUUGCACCCUACACUCAAAAGUUCCCCAAUGUGAGUAGGUACUUAUAAAACAUCUGGUGGAGAUGCUGCUCCAAAGAAUUUAGUAAACAUUUUGAGAGUUAAUUAUUUGUACUUUGUCCACAGGGAGCUCUCAUUCUUUUCUACACUGCAAGGAUUGCUUUGCUGAAGGGGAACUUCACAUUUGUGAGUUCUGCAGUUUCUCUUCAGUAUCUCUGUGUUUUUGAUUGCAAUCUUAACUCAUGAAGAUGUAGUUAAAGACAACUGAUCUGUGUCUGUGUUGCUCUGCAGGCUCAGGAGAAGUUCUUGGCAUGUAUAGCGGCACAGGAAGAGUGGCGCCAGAUUCACCACCUGUGUUACUGGGAGCUUAUGUGGGCCUACUCCUUUGAACAAAAUUGGCAGGAGGCGUAUCGAUACGCUGACCUUCUCUGCAAAGAGAGCAAGUGGUCACAGGUAUUUUAAUGUCCCUUUUUUUCUUUCUGCUUUAAUAACACUUGUGAAUGUUUUUUCACUUUUUGUGACAUGCUGAUACUUCUCUCUUUGCAGGCUGUUUAUGUCUUCCAGAAAGCUUCCAUCUUGAGCAUGCUGCCAGAGGAGGAGGUGAAGAAGCUUGGAGAAAACGUGGUGGAGUUAUUCAGGUGUGCCUUUUUAAAGAACGAUUAUUGUUGCAUGAAACCUGAACUUUGCUCCACAUUUGAUUUUCCAUACAGUAACUGAAACAUUUGGUUUGUAGGCAGGUGGACAGCCUCAGGCUGAGGAUUGCUGGUAAGUCGAUUCCAACAGAGAAGUUUGCGGCUAAGAAGGCUCAGCGGUACUCCUCUUCCUGCCCUGUCAAACUGGUUGUCCCUGCUCUGGUGAGGACACAUGCACAAUCCUACUUUGGAUGAUGAAUUUCAAGCCUGUACUCCUUUCUCAUUCAACUUAAUGUCUUUUCAGGAAAUGAUGUAUGUAUGGAAUGGUUUCACAGUAGUUGGCAAAAGACCUGAGCUGACUGAAAACAUCUUGAGCACACUAGAAAAAGCAGAGGAGCAGCUCAGGAAAGAACCAAGUAAGAGAAAUUAAAGACUUAAAAAAUAGCACCCACCUUUUCCUUUCUCAUCACUCUGAAACUAAAACUGUUUCUUUUUUAACCUGUAGAUCCAUCGGAGUAUCACCUGGAUGACCAGUGUGUUGUUCAGCUGCUGAAGGGCCUGUGUCUCAGACAGCUGGGCCGUCUAGUCCAGGCUGAGCUCUGCUUCAAUCAUGUCAUUUCCAGGUAUUAUAAUCUUUACUCCACUGCAACACAAAGGCAGAUUUUGAGUCUUUUGUACAAACUCAAUGAAAUCAUGGAGCUGGCCCAAGGGAAAAAAAAAAGAAUUGUGUUAUUUUAUAGUUGUACCAUUUUAGAGGUGACUUUAAAGCAUGUUUUUAUAGGAAAAGUGUGAUUUAAGUCAGCUUUGGAGUGAUUACAGUGGAAUACAUUAAUUUAAUUUAUGAUAUUGGUCAUAAUAUUUUAUAUUUCUCACCUCUCCUUAAUGAAUGUAAUGCAAACACAGACACUUUCCUCUUCAAGUGAUGAGAUGUCUUUAUUUUAUUUUUUGCUCAGUUUCAUUCUUGAACAACUGAAUUGACCCCCUCAUAUUUUUGUUUUGCAGUGAAAAUGAUAUCAAGCAUGACACCUACUUGGUGCCUUAUACCAUGUAUGAGUUGGGCCUGUUACACCGACAGAAAGGUGACAUCGCUACUGCCAUCACUGUGAUAGAAAAUGCAAUGUAAGUUGGUGCUUGGUGAAUCAUGGCCUUAAAAGCAAAGAUAGUUUGCAAUUUGUUGAAGCAAAAACAGUCAUUAUGAAAUGUUAUCCCUAUCUGAGAGAAUAUUCAACAUUUGAGAUGCAGUGUGGUUAUGUCUUGGGUUUUUGAAGCAACAAAACUGUGGCCUUGGAUGGAUGCUGUUGCUACACUUUCUUAUAGUCACACACCCUGUCCUGUAGUUAAGGUUAAUGUGUAGAGUUAACAUUUGGGGGAAAAAAAGACUUAAAAAGGAAAAGCUAAGAUGUGUUCUCGUCUGCAGGACAAACUACAAAGACUACAACAUGGAGUCAAGGCUACACUUCCGCAUCCAUGCAGCACUCAACACCAUGGGCUCAUUCGCAGCCAAACUCCCCCCUUCACGUACUCCGGCUUAA
Molecule: messenger RNA, 5738 nt
Organism: Xyrichtys novacula (pearly razorfish)
Lineage: Eukaryota; Metazoa; Chordata; Actinopteri; Labriformes; Labridae
Source: the annotation of a GenBank genome assembly